AUGCGUGGUGCCACCAUGGCUCAGCAAAAUGAUUCGCGGUCUUCAGAUCCAGAGUCCAAGUCCAGCGCAGACGCCAUGACCAACUCGUCUGGUGCCGUCGCGGACAAGGACGCUGGCGCUGACGGCGCGGCGCCAUAUGGGACACGCUCCCGCAACCGAGGUGGCAACGCGCGGCCCAACUAUGCAGAGGAUAAGGAUAUUGAAAUGGACAAUUAUGACUACUACGACAAGAACCAGGGCGACGCACCCAAGAAAUCGUCGCGCCCGGCCACCACCACCACCAUCCUCACCAACGGGGGUGAGACGUCAGGGCGCGCUGCGGCUGGGGCUCGCAAGCCUCUGACGGGCAGCGCACCAGGCAGCGACGACUCCAAGACCGCCGCAUCGCAGGCCCAUGCCGGUGCCAGCAGCAACGGACACGUACCUGCCGGCGCACCGCCCUCGUCAUCGGCCGCUGCGUCGCGCAAGCGGAAGGCAGUCAAUGGCCCAGCGCAGGUGACCGCGGCAACGACGACUAGUGGGCAGUCGGCGCGACGCGCAGCAGCCUCUAACACAGCGCAAAGCUCGACAUCAGCAAUUUGGCCAGAAACCAACAUGCUUAGUUUCGAGAAUUGCAAGGGGCGCCCGCAGAAUGGCCGGCUGGUGGCGGACGACGGGACAGUGCUGGAAGCAAAUGAUCAUGUGUACCUGGUGUGCGAGCCGCCCGGCGAGCCUUACUACCUCGGUCGCAUCAUGGAGUUCCUGCACCCGCAAAACGACCAGACGCGUCCGGUGGACGCGGUGCGCAUCAACUGGUUCUACCGCCCCAAGGAUAUCGGGCGCAAGGUGACAGACACGCGACUGCUUAUCGCAACCAUGCAUUCCGACAUUAGCCCGCUGGCGGCGCUACGUGGCAAGUGCCAUAUCAAGCACCGCGCAGAAAUUGACAAUUUCGACGAGUAUCGCAAGUCGCCCGACUGCUUCUGGUUUGAGAAGCUGUAUGACCGAUACAUCCAAAAGAGCUACGACCUGAUCCCGACCAAGCUCAUCGUGAAUGUGCCGGACAAGGUUAAAAAGGUGCUGGAUGAGCGGUGGAAAUUCGUCCUGGUUGAGCAGGGGCGUGGCAAGGAGCUGACUAGCGCGGUCAAGUCGUGCAAGCGAUGCAGCGGGUAUUGCGCGAACAACGACUCCGUCGACUGCGCCGUUUGCCGCUUGACUUACCACAUGAACUGCGUCCGGCCGCCACUCCUCAAGAAACCGUCUAGAGGAUUUGCUUGGUCUUGUGCUGCCUGCAGUCGUGCCCAAGAGCGAAAGCUCGAGAACCGUCACACCGUGCCCGACGGCGAAGAUGACGAAGACCUUCUCGACGACGACGAAGAGGACGCCCAGGACCCCAACACCAACAGGACCACCCCGACUGAUGACGAAAAAGUCCACCAUGAAGGCACUGUCGAGCAAAUAUACCACGCCAGUCUCUGGCCUUACCGCUAUCUCGGCAUCCACUGCAAGCCCGAAGACGCCCUCGACUACGACGACCGUAUAUACCCCCGCUCCAGCACCCGUAUUGGCCCCAGAAAUCAAGCCACUGUCCACGCCUGGCCAGGUCGUCCUGUCGAAUAUGUCAAGCCCCUCGAGAUCAAGCGCGGCAAGGGUGGGGCCAAGCUCAAGGACAUCCAGGAGGAGAAGGCCAUGCGUGGCAAGCGACCAAAAUGGGUUCAAGAUGAGCCUCCUGGCUACACCGCUCGAGGUGAAGACCACGACGCCAGUGAUCCCAACUGCACCGCCACUCCCAUCUGGGUUCCUCCAGCCGACAAGCGCGAACAUCCUGACAGGGUUACCAUUGACUACAUGGACAAAGCCAGAUCGACGGCCGAGGACCACGGCCUGCCCAAGCAGUGCACCAAUUUGCAGGACGUCGCCCUCAACUACUUCUAUCGCAAGCAUUACAAACCCGACCCGGCUCGCCAACUGCUCGCCAAGACACCACUGGCUGAUUUCAAAGAACCUCGUCUGACCGCCGCUGAAGAGAAGCGUUGGGAAGAAGCCAUUUCCAAGUAUGGCUCCGAGCUGUUCCUCGUCAAGAAGCAUGUAAAAACGAUGACUCCCGGCCAAGUUGUCCGCUACUACUAUACCUGGAAGAAGUCGACCCGUGGCAAGCAGAUUUGGGGCAACUAUACGGGUCGCAAGGGCAAGAAGCAGGCCAAAAAGGCUGACGCUGCUGCUAACAAAGUGGCCGAUGAUGUUGCCGAUGACGAUGACGACUCGGCUUUUGAUACCGCUAAGGCUGUCGAAAGGAAGCGUAGCUUUGUCUGCCUAUUUUGCACGAUAACUACCUCCCGACAGUGGCGCAGAGCUCCUAAUUCUAUGCAAGGGCUGCUCGACGAAAAUGGCGUCGCUAAGCCUCCACCCAAAGACAAGAACAAUCAGCCCGUUGUGGCCCUUUGCCGACGUUGUGCGGAAAUCUGGCGUCGCUAUGCCAUCCGAUGGGAGGAUAUUGACGAGGUGGCCAAGAAGGUCACUCAAUCCAAGGCUUGGAAGCGCAAGCAGGAUGAAGAGCUUCUCAAAGAACUCCAGGCUGCCCAGGAGCAUGGUCUCAUGACGCCUGAUCGCGAUUCUACCCCUCUCAGCGGCACUACCAGCGCCAACGGCGUUGAACCUCCCAGAAAGCGUCUCAAAGUCCCCGUUGAAAGAGACUUUGACCCUGCUAACUCGGACGGUGGUAGCAUUGCUGGCGUCGGCAUCAUCAAGAAAAAGGAUAAAGACAGGACCACCGAAGCCACUCCCAUACCUGAAUUACCCCAGGCCAGAACUUUGCCAUGCGCGAUCUGCAACGAGCUAGGACCUCCUGACGACCAGCACGUCGCAUGCCGCGAAUGUCGCCUCACUGUUCACCGAAACUGCUACGGCAUCAUCGACAACAGAAUUCAGGGCAAAUGGCUUUGCGACAUGUGUACCAAUGACAAGAACCCGCAGGUCUCGAUUCAAUACAAAUGCGUUUUGUGUCCUGUUGAGCAUACCGAGCAAGAGUUCGUCGAGCAGCCGAAACUCACACACCAUAAGAAGAAAAUGUCGGAUAAGGACCGGGAGCGUGAGCGACUGGAAGUCCAGCAAGCUCGCAAGGCGGCUGAUCAUUAUCGAAAGCGCCAAGAAGAGCUUAAUCGCCCUGUCAACCCUCGAGAGCCACUGAAGCGAACGGCGGACAAUAAUUGGGUCCACGUAACCUGCGCUGUCUGGACCCCCGAGGUCAAGUUUGGCAAUUCCAAGGCCAUGGAGCCUUCCGAGGGAAUCCCCUCCAUCCCCAAGCUCCGAUAUGACGAGGUUUGCUCUGCGUGCAACCAGGUCGGCAAUGGAGCUUGCAUUCCGUGCCAUCAUUGCCGCACAACGUUUCAUGUGGAAUGUGCUCGACAAGCAGGCCACCUUCUCGCCUUCGACAUUACCCCGGUCAAGAGCUCUCGACGCGACCAGUUCAACAUUGUGACAAUCAAUGGCGAAAGUGGCGCCAUGUCCGCCCUGUUGUGGUGCAAGGAUCAUAUUCCCACCAAGACCAUUGCCCACCGGAUGCAUGACAUUGUCGGCGACAGCGGCCUUAAUGCACUACAGCUUUACGUGCAAAAUUUCAAGCAGGCCGACUUGACUCUCACGGGAACUGUACGAAAGGCAAAUCUCUUAACAAUAGCGGCCAAGGCAGGCGGUGCUGCGUUCCCAGCGGCUCGCAGAGUUUCUUCGACGACAACAGCAAAUGGUGCCCCUGCCAUCGGAGCUGUUGGCGCGACGAACGGCGAACAUCUUAACCCGGCUAUCAACGCUGCUGAGCCGGGCGAAAAGGUUUGCAUCAGCUGCGGUGUCGACGUCACGCCUCGAUGGUGGCCUAUCGACGGAAACCAGGAAAGGCAGCUCACUAAUGGUCAUUACGGAACCAUCGGGUCCGAGGCGCAGAAGUUUGUCGAGCAGAGAAAGUUCCAGUGCCACAAAUGCAAGAAACUCGCCAAAACUCCUCGGCCGCACCACACGCCUGCUCCGCUGUCGACGCCCAACACGCGGCCAUCUUUCCCAACGCAAGCUCCGCCCUCGAUACCCUCGCUACACAGCUCGCCCCCACCUCCGGCACUGGUUCCCGAAUAUCGCGAUCCUCGUUCUGCCACACGCAUUUCCAGCGCCUCCGCCGUCCUCACGAAGCAGUCAUUUCGACUGGCAUCGCGGCUCGCCCCCAAGCCACCACUCGCCACCGGCCCGCCAUAUAAACGGCGGCCCGCCUCCCAUGCAGAGCGCAGCACCGCCGCCACCUCCCUCGUCGCUGAGACCGCCGCCACCUGGGGGCAUGGGACACCGAAUUUCGUCUGCCCCGUUGUACGGCAGCCAGCCGCCUUCACCGCGCAGCUUACGAGGCCCUCCCCCACCGCCUCCCACAGCCGAUCGCAUUUCCAUUCGUCGGUGCAUGUGAGCCCUUCCGGACCUCCCUCCGGACCUCCCUCCGGACCUCCCAGUGGGAUGCCUCAUGGUGGGCGGGACCUGAUGCCGCCACGGCCUGACGGGCGACCAAGCGGUGCCAGCGCCAACCCUUCACUGCGAAACUUGUUGUCUUAG
Molecule: messenger RNA, 4563 nt
Organism: Akanthomyces muscarius
Lineage: Eukaryota; Fungi; Ascomycota; Sordariomycetes; Hypocreales; Cordycipitaceae
Exons: 6
Coding region: 1-4563 (1520 amino acids)
Biological process (GO): histone catabolic process
Cellular component (GO): Lid2 complex
Molecular function (GO): ubiquitin-protein transferase activity; chromatin binding
Source: RefSeq, a predicted model, not a curated record